CAAAAUCUUGUUUAAUUGCAGAGGCGGGAGAUGCCACACGGGAAGUCGGAUGAUGUGGCGGAACAACGGUUGGUUGGCUGUGCUGGCUGUUUCGGUGGUGCUGUCGAUAUUACGAAACAGUCUGGCGGGCGAACGGUAUCCGCUCGAUUAUGGAAACAUCGAGUCGUCGGUUAACCGCAGCAAAGUAGCUUACGGUGCUCGCGGCAGUAAUGGGCCGUCUAUAAACUCUCAAAGCCACUCGAACUCAUCACCUAUCCGAGAACUAUCCACGAAAUCGUCCAUCUACUCUAGACAAACCUCGCAAUCUCGCUCGGCAGCGAAGAAAAACAUCAUCGUAUCGAGCGACGCGACGAAUGCAAUUUCCUGGCGCGAUGGCAAAGUCGCAGAUGCGAAUCUUCCUGAUGAGAACACCGGUAACGAUCGAUCGAUCCUCAAAGACGCCCUCAUCUCUGGACCAGGCGAGGACUGGCCCUCGAUGGUAAACGAUACCCCCGAACGACGUAGUAAGUUUCGAACGAGCGAAUUCGGCACAAGACGUGGCGACGAAGUAUCGACUGGUUCCAAGAGAAAAAUUCCGACCGGACCGCGUUUAUCCUCUUGGAUCACCAGUGUCGAAGCGAAAUACAACACGGAUAGAUUGGGAACAGGCCGUGCGAUACAUCCACCAAUUGAAGCGGAUGGUCGUAAUACGCCCACGCAUCGAACGAGGACAACUCGGCCGGGAAAGAAUUACCAUGGGUAUCCAUAUUACAAUCACUUCGCGGCAGAUUCAAGUGGCGAGCAUCUAUCGGAUCCAGUGACAAAAUCGACCGACGAAUUGAAUUGUCGGGAAACUGUAGAGGAUUUUGAAAACGGUAACGUUGCACCCUCGAGCGGUUUCAGAAAUAGUGAAAUCGAGAAAAUCAAUGGAAAGCAAUAUUUAAAGGAAAAUAUUGAAUCCGCUUCCAUUCAAUCUCCCACUACUAGUACACAACAGUUUAAUACGAAAUUGAAAUUGGACAUUCGAAUUGGUACGCACGUGGCAGAGGACAAAAGACGAGAGGGAAACAAUGAAUUGAUAUAUAACGCAGCAGACAGUAGACACACAUUAGGAGUACCCAUUCCGAAUUCGAAAAAAGAAUCAGGUAACAAACAGGAAGCAUUCGUUUCUGACAUCACGAUAAAUCUCGACGGGUCGUAUUUUUCGCACGAUGCGAAAACGUCGAAUCGCGAAUCACCAAAUAACAGGCUCGGAACAGACGACAUUGAAGGCGGAAGUCAUCGUUCUUCUGAUUUGGAUGGUGCUUCGCCAACGCGCGAAUCAAUACUAGUAACGAACAUGCACCAAUCGGAUGAAACUCUUUUGAAACAGAGAACAUUAGAAAGAAAAACUGACUACGGAAACUCGGAUAGCCAACAUUCUUCGUCGGUUCGUGAGAAAAGGUCUUCUAUCAUUUCUGAUAAUAUAACAAAUGCGAAUUUAUCAGAAAGUGAAGAAAGUUUUCUAAAUUUUACUUUAAACAGCACGAUAAUGAGUCCUUUUGAUGAAAUAAAUAGUCAAGUAGAAAAUAAAAAAGACUUAGAAUUUGAUCUUAUGAGAGAUAAUAUUACAAAGAGUUUAUUAGAUGAAUGGAGCACAUCCUAUGCGGCAGAUGGAAAUGAAACGACAUUAAACGCAAAUGACAUAAUGGUGAAAUACGAUAAUUUAAAUUAUAAUAGGAGCGUAGAGCCAGAUUUGGGGAUAAAAUUCAACCAAUUAAACACGUCAAAUACGAAUCGUUCACACGCAGUAUUAAAUGACGAAUUUAUUCCAAUAAUUGGAAAUCGGAACACGACAUUAGACAAAAAUCCAAGAAAUUCAUUAUUGAACAAUGAAUCUAAUUCGGCUAUUUAUAAUCAAAAUUUAGAAAACGUAACAAAUGUGAACUCAUCAAAUAUUUCCGUACAUCCAAAUACAUCAAAUAGCAAUAAUUCACAGUCAGAAACGCACAUUCUAAAAACCGACAGUGAAUCUGCUUCAAUAAUGCCGAAUGCUGUCGUAGAUUUAACAAACGAUAUAGAAUUACACGCGUCGCAGAGCAGGAUUAACGAGACCUUCCUAGAAAGGGUGAAUAAACCAACUCCGGAAGAGCAGUCUGCGUUAAGUAACGCGACAAAGGAGUCUGAGAACGUCGUCGCGAAUUCUCUACGCGGGUCUAUUGUGGCAUCGAGGAAUGUCACGUAUCUAAGUCGCGAUGCGAGCAGUCUAGCCGCGAGGAGUUAUGCCUCCCGUAGCAGUAGCCCAUCUGGAUUCGGUAGAAGGAAUGUGGACGAUUCGAUCAAAAACUCAUCGUCGGCGGAGCUGGGCCAAAAGUUCGCGAAGAAUUUCAAAAUAAAUUCGCAGUCCGAACAAUCGACUAUAAAUGAAACAGAUCGUACUGAAUCGAAUGUCCGAUCGAACCGAGAGUCUGACGACGAAAUUUCUAAAAGAAGGACAGAAAAUGUCAGUAUUCGUAAUACGGAUAGUAAUAAAAAAACGCUUGACGGAUCCCUAGCCGUCUCAGAGUACGGAAAUCCAGUACCCGUUCAGCAAGUGGGUCAAAAUAUUCGAAGGAGCGGCAAAAUUAGGACUAACGAACGGAACAUCGGAUUCUCCUCGAAAAAUGAUAGUUGCAGAGGCGGGAGAUGCCACACGGGAAGUCGGAUGAUGUGGCGGAACAACGGUUGGUUGGCUGUGCUGGCUGUUUCGGUGGUGCUGUCGAUAUUACGAAACAGUCUGGCGGGCGAACGGUAUCCGCUCGAUUAUGGAAACAUCGAGUCGUCGGUUAACCGCAGCAAAGUAGCUUACGGUGCUCGCGGCAGUAAUGGGCCGUCUAUAAACUCUCAAAGCCACUCGAACUCAUCACCUAUCCGAGAACUAUCCACGAAAUCGUCCAUCUACUCUAGACAAACCUCGCAAUCUCGCUCGGCAGCGAAGAAAAACAUCAUCGUAUCGAGCGACGCGACGAAUGCAAUUUCCUGGCGCGAUGGCAAAGUCGCAGAUGCGAAUCUUCCUGAUGAGAACACCGGUAACGAUCGAUCGAUCCUCAAAGACGCCCUCAUCUCUGGACCAGGCGAGGACUGGCCCUCGAUGGUAAACGAUACCCCCGAACGACGUAGUAAGUUUCGAACGAGCGAAUUCGGCACAAGACGUGGCGACGAAGUAUCGACUGGUUCCAAGAGAAAAAUUCCGACCGGACCGCGUUUAUCCUCUUGGAUCACCAGUGUCGAAGCGAAAUACAACACGGAUAGAUUGGGAACAGGCCGUGCGAUACAUCCACCAAUUGAAGCGGAUGGUCGUAAUACGCCCACGCAUCGAACGAGGACAACUCGGCCGGGAAAGAAUUACCAUGGGUAUCCAUAUUACAAUCACUUCGCGGCAGAUUCAAGUGGCGAGCAUCUAUCGGAUCCAGUGACAAAAUCGACCGACGAAUUGAAUUGUCGGGAAACUGUAGAGGAUUUUGAAAACGGUAACGUUGCACCCUCGAGCGGUUUCAGAAAUAGUGAAAUCGAGAAAAUCAAUGGAAAGCAAUAUUUAAAGGAAAAUAUUGAAUCCGCUUCCAUUCAAUCUCCCACUACUAGUACACAACAGUUUAAUACGAAAUUGAAAUUGGACAUUCGAAUUGGUACGCACGUGGCAGAGGACAAAAGACGAGAGGGAAACAAUGAAUUGAUAUAUAACGCAGCAGACAGUAGACACACAUUAGGAGUACCCAUUCCGAAUUCGAAAAAAGAAUCAGGUAACAAACAGGAAGCAUUCGUUUCUGACAUCACGAUAAAUCUCGACGGGUCGUAUUUUUCGCACGAUGCGAAAACGUCGAAUCGCGAAUCACCAAAUAACAGGCUCGGAACAGACGACAUUGAAGGCGGAAGUCAUCGUUCUUCUGAUUUGGAUGGUGCUUCGCCAACGCGCGAAUCAAUACUAGUAACGAACAUGCACCAAUCGGAUGAAACUCUUUUGAAACAGAGAACAUUAGAAAGAAAAACUGACUACGGAAACUCGGAUAGCCAACAUUCUUCGUCGGUUCGUGAGAAAAGGUCUUCUAUCAUUUCUGAUAAUAUAACAAAUGCGAAUUUAUCAGAAAGUGAAGAAAGUUUUCUAAAUUUUACUUUAAACAGCACGAUAAUGAGUCCUUUUGAUGAAAUAAAUAGUCAAGUAGAAAAUAAAAAAGACUUAGAAUUUGAUCUUAUGAGAGAUAAUAUUACAAAGAGUUUAUUAGAUGAAUGGAGCACAUCCUAUGCGGCAGAUGGAAAUGAAACGACAUUAAACGCAAAUGACAUAAUGGUGAAAUACGAUAAUUUAAAUUAUAAUAGGAGCGUAGAGCCAGAUUUGGGGAUAAAAUUCAACCAAUUAAACACGUCAAAUACGAAUCGUUCACACGCAGUAUUAAAUGACGAAUUUAUUCCAAUAAUUGGAAAUCGGAACACGACAUUAGACAAAAGUUUAAUAAAUAAUGAAAUAAUUACAUUAAUGAUGCUAAGUAUAAAUAAUUCUUCACCACAGCCAAGAAAUUCAUUAUUGAACAAUGAAUCUAAUUCGGCUAUUUAUAAUCAAAAUUUAGAAAACGUAACAAAUGUGAACUCAUCAAAUAUUUCCGUACAUCCAAAUACAUCAAAUAGCAAUAAUUCACAGUCAGAAACGCACAUUCUAAAAACCGACAGUGAAUCUGCUUCAAUAAUGCCGAAUGCUGUCGUAGAUUUAACAAACGAUAUAGAAUUACACGCGUCGCAGAGCAGGAUUAACGAGACCUUCCUAGAAAGGGUGAAUAAACCAACUCCGGAAGAGCAGUCUGCGUUAAGUAACGCGACAAAGGAGUCUGAGAACGUCGUCGCGAAUUCUCUACGCGGGUCUAUUGUGGCAUCGAGGAAUGUCACGUAUCUAAGUCGCGAUGCGAGCAGUCUAGCCGCGAGGAGUUAUGCCUCCCGUAGCAGUAGCCCAUCUGGAUUCGGUAGAAGGAAUGUGGACGAUUCGAUCAAAAACUCAUCGUCGGCGGAGCUGGGCCAAAAGUUCGCGAAGAAUUUCAAAAUAAAUUCGCAGUCCGAACAAUCGACUAUAAAUGAAACAGAUCGUACUGAAUCGAAUGUCCGAUCGAACCGAGAGUCUGACGACGAAAUUUCUAAAAGAAGGACAGAAAAUGUCAGUAUUCGUAAUACGGAUAGUAAUAAAAAAACGCUUGACGGAUCCCUAGCCGUCUCAGAGUACGGAAAUCCAGUACCCGUUCAGCAAGUGGGUCAAAAUAUUCGAAGGAGCGGCAAAAUUAGGACUAACGAACGGAACAUCGGAUUCUCCUCGAAAAAUGAUAGGUAUCGAACUGCCACUCCGUAUAAUGAGGCGACGGACGAAAAUAAUCCGAUCGAACGGAACAAAAAGAACAUCGACGACGAUGCAAAUCGAACGUCGAACGAAUUUAUCUACUCGACUGCGAGCAUCAAGAAUCAUUCACCGAAGGAGCGGAAAUCCAGAUCCUCCAAGGCAAGAACUUGGACAUCGACGAAUUUGAAGGUUGACCCAACUGCGAAAGUCGUAUAUCCGGUUCGCGGGGAAGCUUCCACAACGAUUUCAAACGGAAACGAGUUUCCGCAGAAUAAUGUUUCGUAUAGCAAAAUUAAUUCCACUCCAGUAAGCCGUAACAACGAUAUUCUUGGAACGUCGUCGGAGGUUGCGUUAGAUUCCCCGCUGAAAUUCUCGAGCAUCGAGGAUUCGACGACGAGCGUCACCGAGGAGAAUUUUCGAAGUGAGCUUAACAAAUCUACACUGUCAUCCACAACAGUGAAUAAAUUCCCAGUCGAUAUCGAAACAUCGAACGAGGAAUUGAUUGAAGACGGGGACAAAUCGUUCACUAUGGACACGGUCGUUACUUCUCCAGUACCAAACGGCGAUGAUUUUCCCGUGACUGUGGAUGACACGUCCUUCCGCGGCACAGACAAUUCGUCACACGAACUAGAGCCAUUGGAUCAAUGGCCAGUUAAGCACAGCGCGGUAGUGGAAGGUGAUUUAGUACUGGGCGGGCUGAUGAUGGUACACGAGAGGGAGGACACCAUCACUUGCGGCCCGGUGAUGCCGCAGGGAGGUGUUCAAGCGUUGGAAGCGAUGUUGUACACAUUGGAUAGGCUCAACGAUCGUGAAAUCGUGCCUGGCGUCAAGAUCGGUGCUCACAUUCUCGAUGACUGCGACAAGGAUACCUACGGUUUGGAAAUGGCCGUAGAUUUCAUCAAAGGAUCAAUAAGCAAUAUAGACGGCGCGGAAUAUCACUGCAACAAAACUGCAGUGCGAAAAGUUAUCAGCGGAGUCGUCGGAGCGGCAAGCUCGGUCACAUCUAUUCAAGUAGCAAACCUUCUGCGACUUUUUCGGAUACCGCAGGUCUCCUUCUUCUCUACCAGCCCGGAACUCUCGAACAAACAACGAUUCGAGUACUUCACGCGCACUAUACCGAGCGAUCACUAUCAAGUAAAGGCAAUGGUGGAUAUCGUAUUGACGAUGGGAUGGAGCUACGUAUCGAUCAUAUAUGAGGAGAGCAAUUACGGGAUAAAGGCGUUCGAGGAACUAGAAGAGCUUCUGGGCAAGUACGACAUAUGUAUCGCCAUCAAGGAGAAAUUGGUGAAAGAUUCCGGUGUAGCGGAGGAAACGGCUUACGACAAUAUCGUUUUGAAAUUGUUAACAAAACCGAGAGCUCGAGGAUGUAUUAUAUUCGGGUCAGAUCAAGAAGUUGCCGGAGUUAUGAGGGCCGUUAGACGUUGCAAUGCGACUGGUGCAUUUUCGUGGAUCGGUAGCGACGGAUGGAGCGCGAGGGGGUUAGUCAGUAACGGCAACGAACCGGAAGUCGAGGGCACACUAUCGGUUCAACCACAGGCCAAUCCUGUCAAAGGUUUCGAAGAGUAUUUCCUGAAUUUGACCGUCGAGAACAACCGAAGGAAUCCAUGGUUCGUCGAAUUCUGGGAAGAUCAUUUCCAAUGUAGAUAUCCAAACGCAUCCAGAACACCGUACAACCAAAAGUAUACGAAACCUUGCACGACGAAGGAGCGCUUAACGAAACAAAACACAGCGUUCGAAGAUCAACUCCAAUUUGUUUCUGACGCGGUUAUGGCAUUCGCUUAUGCCUUUCGAGACAUGCACAGAGAUCUUUGCCAAAGUAAACCCGGACUAUGCGACGCGAUGAAGCCUACCAAGGGUACGGAGCUGCUAAGAUAUCUUCGGAAAGUAGAUUUUGAAGGUUUAAGCGGCGACAAGUUCAGAUUCGACAAAAACGGAGACGGGCCGGCUCGUUAUAAUAUCAUACACUUCAAGCAAGUUGAGCCAGGAAAAUACAAGUGGAUCCGAGUAGGCAAAUAUCUCGAGGGUGAAUUACGACUGAACAUGUCCGAAAUUCAAUUUAAACUUGGACAUCCACAACCACCCGAAAGCGUGUGCUCUCUGCCCUGCGAAGUCGGCCAGGCAAAGAAAUACGUCGAGGGCGAGAGAUGCUGCUGGCACUGCUUCAAUUGCACUCAAUAUCAGGUUUGCGAGCCCGUUCGGGUGCAAUCGUUCAGUCAUCUAGCUACUAACUCGAGUUGUUUUUCUGUCGCGCUACCGAUGAUCGUUUCACCGACUACCUUUCAAUUUGAAACUAACAAUUUGUUCAUUGUCGUACAGAUAACUAUGUGCGUCUGUGGCGUGUUCCUGAAGCACAAUGACACACCUGUGGUACGCGCGUCCGGCCGCGAACUAUCCUACGUCCUACUUUCCGGGAUACUGCUCUGUUAUCUUGUUACAUUCGCCCUCGUCCUGCGACCGACGGAUAUCGUUUGCGGCAUUCAAAGAUUCGCGGCCGGUUUCUGUUUUACUGUCGUCUACGCCGCGCUUUUAACUAAGACUAAUCGGAUAUCGAGGAUCUUCAACGCAAGCAAGCACAGUGCCAAGAGGCCAUCGUUCAUAUCGCCACGAUCGCAACUCAUCAUUUGUUCCGGUUUGGUUUUCGUCCAAAUAUUAAUCAACGGCGUCUGGAUGGUUAUCGAUCCUGCUAAGGCAAUGCAUCAUUAUCCGACACGGGAAGACAAUUUUCUCGUUUGCAACAGCUACAUAGACGCCAGUUACAUGAUUGCAUUCGCCUAUCCCAUUAUGUUGAUCGUCGUAUGCACAGUGUACGCAGUACUUACGAGGAAAAUCCCGGAAGCAUUCAACGAGAGCAAACAUAUCGGCUUCACGAUGUACACCACGUGUGUAAUAUGGUUGGCCUUCGUACCGCUGUACUUUGGUACAGGGAACAAUGUCGCCUUGAGAAUCACCUCAAUGUCGGUCACCAUAAGUCUGUCCGCGUCGGUGACUAUAGCGUGUCUUUUCAGUCCAAAGUUGUACAUCAUCUUGAUUCGACCAGAGAGAAAUGUGCGCCAGAGUAUGAUGCCAGCUAGAUAUAGCACGACGAAAAGCUCAGCGGUCACGGCUACUAACGCCUCUAGCAUGAUAGCGCCUGUCACAUUGACUGCAGCUACAUGCGAUCAAAAUAAGGCCGUCGAAAAACACAUUACCACUACUAUAGAUUGUUCGACACAAAGUGAAUAUUACGAGUUGGAGGUGAAGGAUCAGAAGAACGGAAAACCACCGUCUACGGUCGUAUCCCGAUCGACUCAAACUUCGGCGAACGACAAAGAGCCCAGCGGUGUUGCAUCUAGUAAAGAGGGGAAGGAAAGUAUCGCGAUAACAAAACAAUUAAACAAUAAUCUGAGAAUAGGGAACGGGCCGGUGAAUCAGAGCGAUAGCCCAUUAUAGCAGCAAACUUCCGCAGAGUCAGCCGUUUUACCGGCGAAGUUGAAAGCGAUUUCGAAGAAGCCCGUUGUAGUAUGAAGGGACACAAAAGAAGGUUAAAAAAUUAUGUAAGUCUCGAUAUUUUGUAAAUACGACUGAAGAUAAUUCCGACAUCUCGGCAAAGUUAUUAAAGUUAUUAAGCAUAAACUUUUCUCGAUGUUCAGUUUUAGACUAUUCUACGAACUUGAACGAAA
This is a messenger RNA of Ceratina calcarata, 8970 nucleotides long. RefSeq names its product metabotropic glutamate receptor B (gene Glurb). The coding region runs from base 50 to 8740 and encodes 2896 amino acids. Gene Ontology annotation, molecular function: G protein-coupled receptor activity. The record is from RefSeq and is a predicted model, not a curated record. Gene Ontology annotation, biological process: G protein-coupled receptor signaling pathway. Gene Ontology annotation, cellular component: membrane. NCBI's taxonomy places the organism in Eukaryota, Metazoa, Arthropoda, Insecta, Hymenoptera, Apidae. The transcript is spliced from 16 exons.